GAUUCAGUUGCAGUAGUUUGGAUUUUCUUUAUUUAAGACAGAUGAUUAUAUAUAUUGGGUUAUGAUUAGUUUAUUUUUCUUCAAUGAUUAAGUUCUUCAAGAGAAACUUAUAAACCACCAAAGAAAUGAAAUCUAUCAACAAUGGUGAUGAAAAUUCAAACUGGUUAGGGUUUUCACUUUCUCCUCAUCAUCACCACUCUACUUCUUCUUCUUCUUCUUCUGCUCAUCAUACUUCAAUGGCGCCAAGUUUUUUCGAUUCUCAGACAAAUUUCAGUUAUAACAGUUACUGUAAUGAACAUCAAAAUACUGGGUUUUACUCCUCUUUACCAGUUAUGCCACUUAAAUCUGAUGGGUCUCUCUGUAUUAUAGAAGCUCUUACCAGAUCACAACCUCAAGCAUCAGCAAAUUUAGUGACAUCUUCAACCCCAAAACUUGAGGAUUUCUUCGGGACCCAUCAUCAUCAUCAAUAUGAAACCAGUAAUCAUACCGAAGCCAUGAAUCUUAGUUCAGACAGCAUCUAUUAUCAAACUCAAAAUCACAGACAGCAACAGAUUCAACUCCAAAGCUACCCGUAUUAUGAAAUGUUAGUAGCAGAUCAAGAACAACCAAAACCAUCCCGUGUUCCAAAUUUCAAUCUUCAGCUUCCGACAAUAACAAUUAAUGGAAAUGGCGACGAGUUAAGCGAAAUGAGAAACUGGUAUUCAAGAAACUACGCGUGCAUGGCUGAUAAUAAUAAUGUUAGUGCAGUCACAUACGGAGAUUUGAAUUCUUUGAGCUUGUCGAUGAGUCCCGGCUCUCAAUCUAGCAGUGUUACGGGCUCUCAACAAUUUUCAAGUGCUGUAACUGAAUCUGUAGCAGUUAUAGAAACUAAGAAACGAGGGUCUGAUAAAAUGGAUCAGAAACAAAUUGUUCAUAGGAAAUCUAUUGAUACAUUUGGUCAAAGAACUUCUCAAUAUAGAGGUGUUACAAGACAUAGAUGGACAGGGAGAUAUGAAGCUCAUUUGUGGGAUAAUAGUUGUAAGAAGGAAGGUCAAAGCAGAAAAGGAAGACAAGUUUAUCUGGGAGGUUAUGAUAUGGAAGAAAAAGCUGCAAGAGCUUAUGAUCAAGCUGCACUUAAGUAUUGGGGUCCCUCUACUCACAUAAAUUUCCCUCUGGAAAAUUAUAAAAAGGAACUUGAAGAAAUGAAUGAUAUGACUAGACAAGAGUAUGUUGCUCAUUUGAGAAGGAAAAGUAGUGGUUUCUCUAGAGGUGCUUCUAUGUAUAGAGGAGUAACAAGGCAUCAUCAGCAUGGAAGAUGGCAGGCUCGGAUCGGAAGGGUGGCCGGAAAUAAGGACCUUUAUCUAGGAACAUUCAGCACACAAGAGGAAGCAGCUGAAGCAUACGAUGUAGCAGCUAUAAAAUUUCGUGGUGUAAAUGCCGUAACAAAUUUCGAUAUAACAAGGUAUGAUGUCGAAAGUAUUAUGGCAAGCAAUACGCUUCUUGCCGGAGAAUCAGCAAGGCGAAACAAAGGCACACCAACCACUAAUAAUGAUGCUGAUGGGGCAAUAAACAAUAAUCCUUCAAUUCCUAGCAACACUGCAGUUGGAGAGGAAAUAAUCCCCUCGCUGAAAAUCAACAAAAUCGAAUCAGAUUGGAAAAUGACAAUGUACCAAUCCGCCCAGCAACUCGAGCAAAAAACAUCGAACAUCGUCGAUAGUUAUAAUGCCCGAGCCGCCUUUUCAUUGGCACUGGAGAAUGUGAAUGAAGAUUUGAGCAAGACGGGGAAUCACUUGUCGAAUGCAUCUUCGUUGGUUACGAGUUUAAGUAGCUCGAGAGAAGACAGCCCGGAACGAGGCAGCUUGCCGAUGCUAUUUUCGAAUUCUUGGAUCCCAACAGCUCAAAUAAGGGCAGCUGCAGUUUCAUUGCCUCAUAUGCCUGUUUUUGCUGCUUGGACAGAUGCAUAGUCUAGAGGAGUGUUUUGGUUAGGUUGGAAAAUUAUUUUGCAUGGGAACUAAAAUCAAAACAUGGGAUAAAAGGGAAAAAAAAGUAAGAUUGGUUGUUUUAAUGUGUUUUUUUUUUCUUUUUCUUUUUUAAGAUUUAGUAGUUAGUGGAGAAAAUUGGGUGGGGGCAGGGUGGUAACUAACGGAGUUGUUGUAAGUAACACCUUUUCAUGAACAAGAACCUCAAAUUUUCAAACCUAUAUCCAAUUCCAUCUCUCAUUUGUCAAA
Messenger RNA from Mercurialis annua (annual mercury), 2207 nucleotides. RefSeq names its product AP2-like ethylene-responsive transcription factor ANT. NCBI's taxonomy places the organism in Eukaryota, Viridiplantae, Streptophyta, Magnoliopsida, Malpighiales, Euphorbiaceae. Gene Ontology annotation, biological process: regulation of DNA-templated transcription. Gene Ontology annotation, molecular function: DNA-binding transcription factor activity; DNA binding. Bases 126 to 1943 code for a protein of 605 amino acids. The record is from RefSeq and is a predicted model, not a curated record. The transcript is spliced from 9 exons.